GCCAGCAAUCUGCCUGUGACAGUAUGUAUGAUUUGCUGAUAGCCUAGUUAAAAUAUAAUACAAUAAACUGAUAGGAGUUUAGUAUAUAGCUAGAGCUUACAAGGUUAAAAAGUAAUUAUAGUCACAGGACUACUGAAGAGCGAUAUAUGGAGGAAACCAACGAAUUGUAGAGAUGGGGAAGAAGAAAUUCAGUGGACUGGAAAUCUCUCUGAGCACUCUCUUCCUUUUGGUGGUGAUUGUAGCCUGUAUCUUGAUUGGACUUCUAGCGACAGGUCAUUCUGGUCUCAAAGAUUUUUCACCCACUUGUCGACCUGUACAGCCCUCUGAGAGGAUAGACUGCAUUCCGGAUCAAGUGGCAACAAAGAGCAUAUGCACACUCCGUGGUUGCUGCUGGGAUCCUCAGAAUGAAACAAACACGCCCUGGUGCUACUUUUCUAGCAGUCAUGGGUAUCAAGUAGAAGGAAGCCUUAAAGACACAAACACAGGAUUUCAAGCUACACUAAGAAGAUUGCCUGCACCAUCUCUGUUUGGAAAUGACAUUGAAAAGAUUCUCCUCACUGCAGAAUAUCAGACAGCAAACCGUUUCCGGUUCAAGAUUACAGACCCUGCUAAUAAUAGAUAUGAAGUCCCACAUCAGUAUGUUAAGAAAACCUUUGAUGGACCUAAAGCAAGCAACUUAAACUACAUGGUUAACAUCACCCAGAAUCCCUUUGGCAUCAGUGUGAUCAGGAGUAGCAAUAACAAAGUCCUAUUCAACACCACCAUAGGACCACUGGUAUAUGCUGACCAGUUCUUGCAGCUCUCCAUCAAAGUGCCCAGCUGGAAUGUUUAUGGUGUGGGAGAACAGGUCCACAAACAGUACCGUCAUGACUUUAACUGGAAAACAUGGCCCAUCUUUACCCGAGAUGCCUUUCCUAAUGGGGACAUGACCAAUCUGUAUGGUGCUCAGACUUUCUUCAUGUGCCUAGAAGACAGCAGUGGGCAGUCUUUUGGUGUCUUUCUUAUGAAUAGCAAUGCUAUGGAUUUUGUUCUCCAACCUGCCCCAGCCGUUACAUACAGGACAAUUGGUGGAAUUCUAGAUUUCUAUGUCUUCCUGGGAAACACUCCAGAACAAGUUGUCCAAGAAUAUCAGUCGCUUAUAGGACUUCCAUGGAUGCCCUCCUAUUGGAGUCUGGGGUUCCAGUUAUGUCGCUGGAACUAUACAGAUAUUAAUGAUUUGAAAGCUGUGGUAGCACGAAACCGGGCAGCUGGAAUACCUUUUGAUGUUCAAUACACUGAUAUUGACUACAUGGAAGACAGAAAAGAUUUUACUUAUGAUACAAUAGACUUUGCAGGCCUCCCUGAAUUUGUUCAAGACCUGCAUGACCAUGGACAGAAAUAUAUCAUCAUAUUGGACCCAGCUAUUUCUAUGAAUAAUCGCCAAAAUAAUACCCCAUAUGAAGCCUAUAGGAAUGGUGAAGAAAUGAAAGUGUGGGUAAAUGAAUCAAACGGAGUAAGCCCUCUUAUUGGAGAGGUGUGGCCAGGAAAAAGCGUCUUCCCUGAUUUUUCCAAUCCCAGCGCUAUUAAGUGGUGGGUUGAUGAGAGUAACAAUUUCCACAAUACUCUCCAAUUUGAUGGACUGUGGAUUGACAUGAAUGAAGUAUCCAAUUUUGUUCAGGGAUCAAAUUCUGGCUGUGCAGUAAACAACUUAAACUACCCACCUUUUACUCCGAAAAUUCUUGAUGGCAUCAUGUAUUCAAAGACACUUUGCAUGGAUGCAGUGCAGACGGCAGGGAACCAAUAUAAUGUCCACAGCCUUUAUGGAUAUUUCAUGACUAUAGCUACUGAUCAGGCUCUCCAAACUAUUUUCUCUGGAAAUAGAAGCUUCCUCCUUUCUCGAUCUACUUUUGCUGGAUCUGGGAAAUUCUCAGGACAUUGGUUAGGAGAUAACGCUGCCAAUUGGAACGAUAUUAAAUGGGCGAUACCAGGAAUGUUGGAAUUCGGUCUCUUUGGAUACCCAUAUAUUGGAGCAGAUAUUUGUGGGUUCUUUGACAAUGUCUCAGAGGAACUCUGCAGACGGUGGUUGCAAGUUGGAGCAUUUUACCCACUUUCUCGGAAUCACAAUGCUGAAGCACAUGACCCUAAAGACCCUGCAUAUUUUGGGCAGAACUCUCUUUUGGUGAACUCAACUAAACACUACCUGAACAUUCGCUACACUUUGUUACCAUAUCUCUAUACUCUCUUUUACAAAGCCAAUGUCCGGGGAGAGACAGUCAUAAGACCUGUUCUGCAUGAAUUCUAUUCAGAUGAAGCCACCUGGGCUAUUGACAGACAGUUCUUGUGGGGACCUGGGCUGCUUAUUACUCCAGUCCUGGACCCGGGUGUGGACACAGUGACUGCUUACAUGCCUGAUGCUGUGUGGUAUGACUAUGACACAAGCAUAAGAGCACCUUGGAGGAAAAAACAGUUUCAGAUGUAUCUCCCAGCCGACAAACUAGGACUUCAUGUCAGAGGAGGUUACAUCUUUCCAACUCAGCAACCGGCCAACACAACGUUUUACAGCCGUCAAAAUCCCAUGGGACUUCUAAUUGCCUUGGAUGAGAAUGGAACAGCAGCUGGAGACUUAUUCUGGGAUGAUGGCGAAACCAGAGAUACAGUGACAAAGAACUCCUACAUCUUAUAUGAAUUUAAUGUCUCCAAUAAUGUCUUAACUAUGACUGUGACACAAAACAGCUACAGUGAUCCAUAUAAUUUGGAAUUUGAGGAAAUCAAAAUCCUUGGAUUGGCCCUUCCGCCUACAGAUGUGAAAGUGCUCUCGAACAACGUGGCUCAAACGUAUCUUGUCAAUGUCAGUUACAAUGCUCCAGAUCAGGUUGCCCAUAUUACAGGUCUGCAGCUUAAACUGGGGGAAACACACACAAUAUCCUGGAAUCAGACCUUAAGUGAUAUCAACAAAUUUGAUUGUCACCCUUAUCCAAAUCCAACGGAACAAAGUUGUAAUGCUCUUGGUUGUAUCUGGAAUGCUGUUCUUCUUUCUGGAGUUCCUCACUGUUAUUAUCCUGCUGAUGAUGGUUAUACUGUUGACCAAAUUCAGUACACAUCAUCUGGUUUAAUGGCAGACCUUGGCAGAAGCAAGAAAUAUGUUAGACGUGCAGAAAGGGCCAUCGUACCCAUAGAUACACUUCGCUUGGAGGUGAAAUAUCAUGAGAACAACAUGCUUCAAUUUAAGAUUUAUGAUUACGUUAACCAGAGGUAUGAGGUUCCCGUGCCACUGAACCUCCCCAGCACUCCAGCAAGUACCCCUGAGAAUCGUCUCUAUGAUGUGUCAAUUCAGAACAAUCCAUUUGGUAUCCAAGUUCGACGCAGAAGCACUGGGACAGUCAUUUGGGAUUCCCAAUUACCUGGCUUCACCUUCAGUGACAUGUUCAUUCAGAUUUCAACUCGGUUACCCUCACAGUACGUGUAUGGGUUUGGUGAAACAGAGCAUACACAAUUCCACCAAGAAAUGAACUGGCAUACCUGGCCAAUGUUUGCAAGGGAUCAGUCUCCUGGAUACAAAUUCAACACGUAUGGAGUUCACCCCUUUUACAUGGGCCUGGAAAAUGAUGGAAAUGCUCAUGGCGUUCUCUUGUUGAACAGUAAUGGGAUGGAGGUAAAAUUCCAGCCAACUCCUGCUUUGACUUAUCGUACCCUUGGAGGAAUUUUGGACUUCUAUAUGGUUUUGGGCCCCACUCCAGAACAAGUGGUUCAGGAAUAUACUGCACUCAUUGGACGUCCAGUCAUGCCUCCAUAUUGGGGUCUGGGAUUCCAGUUGUGUCGGUAUGGAUACAAAAAUGAUUCAGAAAUCUCUGAUCUGUAUGAUGAAAUGAAGGCAGCUAAUAUACCCUAUGAUAUACAAUAUGCAGAUAUUGAUUACAUGGACCGGCAAAUGGACUUCACUCUCAGUCCUAAUUUUACAAACCUUCCAGCAUUGGUGAAUAAAUUAAAACAGGAUGGAAUGAGAUUUCUCAUCAUUUUGGAUCCAGCCAUUUCAGGAAAUGAAACUAAUUAUCCAGCAUUCACCAGAGGUGUUCAGGAAGACGUCUUUAUUAAAUGGCCCAAUGGCAGUGAUAUUGUGUGGGGAAAGGUGUGGCCAUACCUUCCUAACGUCGUGGUGAAUACCUCACUAGGCUGGGAUGAGACGGUGAAGUUAUACAGCGCUUGGACUGCUUUUCCAGAUUUCUUCCGCAAUUCUACAAUACAGUGGUGGAAAAGAGAAAUUCAGGAGGUCUACACCAACCCUACCUAUCCUGAGAAAAGCAUUAAAUUUGAUGGUCUAUGGAUUGAUAUGAACGAACCAGCGAGUUUUGUCAAUGGUGCUGUUACUGGCUGUGGGGACCCUACUCUAAAUAAACCUGAAUAUAUGCCAGCGGUAGUGGGAAAGGAUGCCGGGCUGAGUGACAAAACCUUGUGCAUGCAGAGUGAACAGAUUCUGCCCGACGGAAGACGAGUUUCACACUAUGAUGUCCACAACCUGUAUGGUUGGUCACAAACCAAGCCUACAUAUGAUGCUCUACACAGUAUCACUGGAGAACGUGGCAUUGUUAUUUCUCGUUCAACUUAUCCAUCGAGUGGCAAAUGGGCAGGGCAUUGGCUGGGUGAUAACGCCUCGACUUGGGAUCAGCUUUUCAAAUCUAUAAUUGGUAUGAUGGAGUUUAGCCUCUUUGGAAUAUCCUAUACUGGGGCAGAUAUCUGUGGCUUCGUUGGUCAUACAACUUAUGACAUGUGUGCUCGCUGGAUGCAUCUGGGUGCCUUUUAUCCAUAUUCCAGGAAUCACAAUGGCAUAGGAUAUAUGAGGCAAGAUCCUGUAUCCUUUGAUAAGAAAUUUGAAGACAUGUCCAGGAAUGUGCUCAACACCAGAUACACCUUGCUUCCCUAUCUCUACACGCUGAUGUAUGAGGCCCAUGCUCAUGGUAGUACAGUUGUGCGCCCUUUACUCCAUGAAUUUACAGAUGAUAAAAACACAUGGGUGAUCCACGAGCAGUUUCUCUGGGGACCUGCAUUGCUCAUUAGUCCGGCACUCCACCCUAAUGUUACAGAAGUGCGAGCUUAUUUUCCUGAUGCCCGCUGGUAUGAUUAUUACACGAAUAAAAACAUGGAAGUGAAGAGUGUGUUCCUGAACUUAUCAACUCCUCUUGAUCACAUCAACCUUCAUCUCAGAGGAGGCAACAUUAUCCCUUGGCAACUACCUGCUGCAAAUACCAAGGCCAGCCGAAGAAACUUAAUGGGCCUUACAGUUGCUUUGGAUGAUAUGGGGGCUGCUCAGGGUCUCCUUUAUUGGGACGAUGGAACCACAAUUGAUGCUUAUGAGAAGGGUCUUUACCUCGUGCAUACAUUCAAUGCCAGUCAGGGUGUCUUGGACAUCAACAUCGCCCAUCAAAGAUAUUCGGACCCCAACAACUUAAAGUUUGGUGAAAUUAAAAUCCUUGGAGUAGUAGCUAACAUCCCUUCCAAUGUUACAGUGCUUCAAUAUGGUGUAGCAAUUCCAUCGAACCAUAGAGCUGACUAUAAUUCUUCCAAUCAGGUCUUGCACAUUACAGGGCUUCAGCUGGCCCUGGGGCAAACAUAUUCAGUACGAUGGGGGCAAGAGCCCAUUCAAGACACGGAAAAAUUUGACUGUCAUCCAUACCCCGAACCCACCCAAACUACGUGUGAAGACCGUGGCUGCAUCUGGCAGGUUGCCUCUACUCCUGGUGUGCCGUAUUGUUAUUACCCCAGUAACUAUGGUUAUACUGUCAGUAACAUCCAAAACACAGCUGUGAGCUUGACAGCUGAUCUCCACAGGAUCACCAGCAUCCCUAACCCAUAUGGAUCUAGAUCACCAGCAGUGGACCUGCUUCGCUUGGAAGUGAAAUACCACUACAAUGACAUGCUACAGUUCAAGAUCUAUGAUCCCAAUCUCAAAAGAUAUGAAGUCCCGGUUCCACUCUUCACCCCAAGCAGCCCUCAAAGUACAGAAGCUAAUCGGCUCUAUCAGGUGGAAAUUUUGAACAACCCGUUUGGCAUACGGAUCCGACGCAAAAGCACAGGAACUGUCAUCUGGGAUUCUCAAGUUCCGGGCUUCACCUUUAGCGACAUGUUCAUUCAGAUUGCUACUCGCCUGCCAUCCCAGUAUGUAUAUGGAUUUGGAGAAACUGAACACACUCAUUUCCGAAGGAAUAUGAACUGGCAGACUUGGGGAAUGUUCACAAAGGACCAACCUCCUGGGUACAAAUUGAAUUCAUAUGGUUUCCAGCCCUUCUACAUGGGACUGGAAAACGACGGUAGUGCUCAUGGAGUCCUUUUGCUGAAUAGUAACGCUAUGGAUGUCACCUUCCAGCCAACACCUGCCCUUACAUAUCGCACGAUCGGAGGAAUUCUGGACUUUUAUAUGGUUUUGGGGCCAACUCCAGAGGAAGUGGUUCAGGAAUACACCAGACUUGUAGGACGACCUGUUAUGCCACCCUAUUGGGCUUUAGGAUUCCAGCUAUGCCGCUAUGGAUACAAAAAUGCUUCUGAAGUCGAAGAUCUGUAUAAUGCAAUGAGAAAGGCUCAAAUACCCUAUGACGUGCAAUAUACAGACAUUGAUUACAUGGAGCGGAAGCUAGACUUCACUCUUGGCCAAAACUUCAGCGGCCUUCCUGACUUUGUCAGACGAAUAAAAUCAGAGGGCUCAAGGUUCAUCAUCAUCCUGGAUCCAGCCAUUUCAGGCAAUGAAACUGCAGCAUACCCCACAUUCACAAGAGGCAUGCAGGAGAAGGUCUUCAUCACAUUGCCCAACAGCAAUGACAUUGCAUGGGCAAAGGUGUGGCCAGAUUAUCCCAAUGUAACUGUUGAUGAAAAUGCAAGUCUGGAAGAACAACUUGAGAAGUACCGGGCCUAUGUUGCUUUCCCCGAUUUCUUCCGCAAUUCCACAUCACAAUGGUGGCAAAGAGAAAUAACAGAAUAUCAUGCCUCCGUUCUGCAGUUUGAUGGCCUGUGGACUGACAUGAAUGAACCAUCCAACUUCAUUGACGGAAACAUUGGUGGCUGCCAUAAUGAUAACCUAAAUCACCCUCCAUAUUUACCAGCCUUGGUUUUAAGGGAGAGAGGACUGGACCUUGUGACAAUAUGCAUGGAAAAUGAACAGCAGCUCCCUGACGGGACACCCGUGAGGCACUACGAUGUGCAUAACCUGUAUGGAUGGUCACAAGCUGAACCCACCUACUACGGUAUGCAGAAUGCCACAGGAGAACGUGGGAUUGUCAUUACCCGUUCAACUUAUCCAUCCAGCGGACGAUGGGCAGGACAUUGGCUUGGUGAUAACUAUGCAAGAUGGGAUCAGCUUGAGAAAUCUGUCAUCGGUAUCAUGGAGUUCAGCCUCUUCGGAAUCUCCUAUUGUGGUGCUGACAUCUGUGGCUUCUUCAAUGACACAACCUAUGAAAUGUGCGCCCGAUGGAUGGAGCUCGGAGCAUUUUACACCUUCUCUCGAAAUCAUAACGUGAUGGGAACUAGAAGGCAAGAUCCUGUAUCCUUUGACUCAAGAUUUGAAAAUAUAUCGAGGAAUGUGCUCAACAUACGAUACAGAUUGCUCCCCUAUCUCUACACAUUAAUGCAUAAUGCCCAUGCUGAUGGCAGCACUGUUGCACGUCCUAUGUUGCAUGAGUUUGCAAAUGACAGGGCAACAUGGGAUAUCUACAAACAAUUUCUGUGGGGCCCAGCAUUGAUGAUCAGUCCUGUACUUCAACAAGGUGCUGUGACAGUGACGGCUUAUAUCCCUGACGCACGAUGGUAUGAUUAUCAUACGGGAAAAGACAUAAAUGUGCGAAAGCAGUUCCAGGAUUUGCAAGCACCUUUGGAGCAUAUAAAUCUACAUGUCCGGGGUGGUUAUAUCCUUCCCUGGCAGGAGCCUGGUAUCACUACUAAUGCCAGUCGGCAAAAUUUUAUGGGACUCACUGCAGCUUUGGAUGAUAAUGGGGCUGCACAAGGACAGCUUUACUGGGAUGAUGGAAUUAGUAUUGAUGCGUAUGAAAAGGGCAACUAUUACUUUUCAACAUUUGAAGUAGCUCAAAACACAUUGAGUGCCUCUGAGAUCCACAACAACUAUCUAACUGACUCCGUUGCUUUGAGAAUUGGUUAUCUGCACAUCUGGGGAGUCACAACCUCAGUUACAAGUGUUGCAGUUACUUAUAAUGGGACCAUAGAAACAGCUACUUUUUAUUAUGAUUCUGCAAACCAGAUACUGCAAGUUGAUUUCACUGGAAAAAAUUACCUCAUUCAUAAAUUAAACCAAGUCAAAUGGUGACAACAACCACUUAAAUGUCUGUGAAAAACAAGCUACAUGAAGACCUCUUCAGACCUAAUUAAUGUGUUUUUCCCGACAGUAUUUUGUUCAGUUAUGGUACCUGUAGACAAAUGAAGACAUGGAUGUGACUUAACUGUAGGUAAUAUAUUUGUCAGAAGGCAUAUUCAUUUUUUGAUAAAACACAGUAAUUUUGUUGCAUAUGCCAAUCCUAAAAUGUUGCUUUUGCCAUUACAUGAAAGGGGAUGUUUAUUUCAUUGAAGUACAGAGAAGGACAAUAAUUCUGUAAAAUAGCCAGUAGAAUGUGUUUUUUUAAAAAAGGGGGAAAAAGAUUAAUUAUUGCAGGGCAAUCUGUAUGGCAGGAAUCAGAUUUUGUGUGUGGCUGUUUUGCAGAGGAAUUAAAAUGUCAGUACAAUGGCUAAGUGCCUAACAUGAUGGACUAUAUAAUUGUUCUUUAUGAUGAUGUUUAUAAAUCUCUUUGCAAGGACAUGUCAUAAAAUACAACAGAGCUCUAUUUUUUGUAAAUUAUACUAAUGUGGCAAUAAAACU
Molecule: messenger RNA, 8827 nt
Organism: Elgaria multicarinata webbii
Lineage: Eukaryota; Metazoa; Chordata; Lepidosauria; Squamata; Anguidae
Gene: SI
Product: sucrase-isomaltase
Exons: 71
Coding region: 173-8281 (2702 amino acids)
Biological process (GO): carbohydrate metabolic process
Molecular function (GO): alpha-1,4-glucosidase activity; carbohydrate binding
Source: RefSeq, a predicted model, not a curated record